GAAGGGAAGAAGCUAAAAGCUGUUUGAGAUUGGGACUAACCAGUAUUUUAAUUGCCCCAUUAGGCCUCAAGUAAGCACCCCUUCUGUGACUUCUUCAUCUACCUCUCUGUUGUUCCGAUUCGGAAAGAAGGCACGCUCUUCUGACUCUUCUCUCUCUCUCUCUCUCUCUCAUCGUAAUGAUCACCAUGAAAAGCAAGAACACAAUUAGUCACCACAAGCCCAGGCGACCCAUCUCAGGAUGCGCCAUUACUCUGGUCCUCUUCUCUCUCUGUUCUCUCCCGAAUUCCCUCUGUUCAGCUUCAUUUCUUUCUUCGCCGCAGCCCAGAAGACCGCCGCCAAUUCCAGUAUUACCCAUCCCGACUUCGCAUCAGCUCUCAUGGCAGCAAUCGGAGAUGGCAAUCUUCCUCCACUUCGGCCCCAACACCUUCACCGACACCGAGUGGGGCUCAGGCCGCGCUGACCCCUCCGUGUUCAACCCCUCCGCCCUGAACGCCGCUCAGUGGGUAAGUGUCGCUAAAGAAAACGGGUUUUCGCGCUUGAUUCUGACGGCCAAGCACCACGAUGGGUUCUGCCUGUGGCCGUCCGACUACACCGAUUACUCGGUGAGGUCUAGCCCUUGGAGGAACGGAAAUGGCGAUGUUGUCGGCGAAUUGGCCGACGCGGCUCGUGGUGCGGGAGUCCAAAUGGGGCUUUAUCUCUCGCCGUGGGAUCGGCACGAACCCAGCUAUGGCAUGACUCUCGAGUACAAUGAGUACUAUAUGGGGCAGAUGACUGAGUUGCUCACCAGAUAUGGCACAAUACGAGAGGUGUUUUUGGAUGGUGCAAAGGGGGAGGGAGAAAAGGACAUGGAAUAUUUCUUUGAGAAUUGGUUUAGCCUGAUUCAUCAACACCAGCCCCAGGCAGUUAUUUUCUCUGAAGCUGGUCCAGAUGUAAGGUGGGUAGGAGAUGAGGCUGGGGUUGCGGCAACCACUUGCUGGUCCAGUUUCAACAGAAGUGCUGCAACAAUUGGUGGCACUGAUCCCAAAUAUUUACAAAGAGGAGAUCCUGUUGGGCAUGACUGGGUACCUGCUGAAUGUGACGUCUCCAUCAGAUCUAGUUGGUUUUGGCAUGCAUCUGAAGUUCCAAAGUCUGCAAGGACUCUUCUGGACAUAUACUACAAAUCAGUUGGCAGAAACUGUAUGUUCUUAUUGAAUGUACCUCCAAACUCUUCAGGUCUAGUAUCAGAUGAAGAUAUACAAGUGCUUAAGGAAUUCACUGAGCUUCGGACAUCCAUAUUCUCCCAUAACUUGGCAAAAAACGCCCUUGUUACUUCAAGCAGUACAAGACGAGGCAUUUGUGAUUCUCAGUACAGCCCUCAGAAUGUCCUCACCGAAGGUAUCUAUUCCUAUUGGGCUCCAGAGGAAAAUCAAUCAAAUUGGACACUAUAUGUUGAGUUUCAGGAUCCAGUUACUUUCAAUGUUUUGCAAGUUCAAGAGCCAAUUCACAUGGGGCAGCGGGUUAUUGCAUUCCAUCUUGAUUCCUGGAACGGGAAAGGGCAAUGGGAGGAAGUAACUUGUGGCAUGACAGUGGGAUACAAGAGGCUGUUGAGAGUUCCAACAGUAGUUUCUUCUCGAUUGAGGUUCAUUAUUGACAAGUCUCGGGCAGAUCCUCUGAUUUCAUAUUUGGGAAUUCAUAUGGAUACAGUUUCCAGUUUGGAUAUUUCUUACCCAAGCUCUGUAUCAUACUUCAAUGGAAGCCGUGUUCUGCGACAAGCUACAUCAUCCAAUCACACUCAAUUUGUUUCAGUUUAGUCCUCGAAUAAGUGUAGCAGUGGAAAACUAGCACCUUUGGGCUAGCUUCCUGCCCCCCAAUUGUUGGGGUCCUGUUGUAUGUAACUGUUCUAUCUGUUAUCUUUUUGGCAGUUUCCAUGCAAAAUUUGUCUUUUGUUGUAAAGGUAAUUAACCUUAGAUUUUAUUAUAUUUCAUAACUAUUUUUAUUCCA
Diospyros lotus (date-plum) is the source of this 1980-nucleotide messenger RNA. RefSeq names its product alpha-L-fucosidase 1. Bases 177 to 1790 code for a protein of 537 amino acids. Gene Ontology annotation, molecular function: alpha-L-fucosidase activity. The transcript is spliced from 3 exons. Gene Ontology annotation, cellular component: lysosome. Lineage: Eukaryota; Viridiplantae; Streptophyta; Magnoliopsida; Ericales; Ebenaceae. Gene Ontology annotation, biological process: fucose metabolic process; glycoside catabolic process. The record is from RefSeq and is a predicted model, not a curated record.